AUGCGAAUUCGAGCAGUAGGUAAAGCCGAGGUUGAGGGUGUUGAAGAUUGCAGGAGAGUUGGAGUUGGGUUGCAGCGGGUGAUGAUGCAUGGCCGGGCGGUCGAGGGGGGGCGGUGGAGGCUGAUAACAGAUAGCGCCGACAUCAUCGCAUUCGACACAUUCCUCACUCCGAUCUUUCGUUCUUGGCCGAUGACCCUGUGGAGAGAGGAGUAUUUGGCUGCCUUGGCAGUGCGAGAUUCAAGGGAAAAGGCCAACUCCGCACUCUACGAUGCCUAUUCCCGGCUCGCAGAUCGCACUGCCAAGCUCACCACACCACUUGAGAUCAGCGCUGGCCCAGGUCAAGUUAAGUCAUCUGGCCAUGAAAUUCACACCGCUUCGACUACGGUAGCGCCCUCUAAAAAGCAGCGGACCGAGGGUUCUUCUGCGACGGAGCUACUUAACACUACCCGUGCAGAACUAUCAGCGGCACAACGAUCCCGGGCAGAACUACAAGACCGCUUGGACAAGGUGAAUGCGGAAUACGAAAAACUUCGCAAGAGAAGUGCUCAAGAAGGCCGGCGCCUCAACACCCUCGAUCAUGAAAGAGCCCAUUUCCAGAUGCGUCUGAAAGAUAGAGACGAAGAGUUACGUCAGAAAGCCAAAUUACUUGAGGAUUUCCAAGACGAGAUCGCGACACUUAACCUACAGCUCAAUAUGGCCGAUGAUAAGACAAGCCAACUUCAGCGCGAGAAUCAAGAUCUUGUUGACCGCUGGAUGGCACGGAUGGGCCAGGAAGCCGAUGCCAUGAAUAAUGCAUCGAAGUUUACAUGA
Molecule: messenger RNA, 810 nt
Organism: Penicillium maclennaniae
Lineage: Eukaryota; Fungi; Ascomycota; Eurotiomycetes; Eurotiales; Aspergillaceae
Product: ATG16 family protein
Exons: 3
Coding region: 1-810 (269 amino acids)
Source: RefSeq, a predicted model, not a curated record